This is a messenger RNA of Oryza brachyantha (malo sina), 630 nucleotides long. RefSeq names its product phytosulfokines 4-like. Bases 104 to 355 code for a protein of 83 amino acids. Lineage: Eukaryota; Viridiplantae; Streptophyta; Magnoliopsida; Poales; Poaceae. Gene Ontology annotation, cellular component: extracellular region. The transcript is spliced from 2 exons. Gene Ontology annotation, biological process: cell population proliferation. Gene Ontology annotation, molecular function: growth factor activity. The record is from RefSeq and is a predicted model, not a curated record.
CCGCACCGCACGCCUCGUCCGCCAUUACUCCGACGCCGACGAAACCCGAGAGAGCAUAGCUUCGGCUGCGAGGAGGAAGAGAGGAACGAACUCGAUUUCAUCCAUGGCGGCCAGGCCGGCGACUGCGCUGCUGCUGGUGGCGGCGCUCCUGCUCGCCGCCGUGGCCACCGGGGCAGCCCGGAAGGAGCCGCCCUUCAAGAAGGACGUCGCCUCUCUCGACGAGGAGACGUUGGCGGCGGCGGUGAAGGAGGUCGGCGGCGGGUGCAAGAAGGGGGAGACCGAGGAGGCGUGCCUCGCGAGGAGGACGCUCACCGCCCACACCGAUUACAUCUACACCCAGCAGCAUCACAACUGAUCGAUCAAACUCAUUUAAAUCACUCCAAAUAUUAAGCAUCGUGAUCACUACUACCUAGCUAUAUAUGCGUGUGUUGUGUUCAUCGAUGUUUUGUUUUGUUUUGUUUUGCCCUUUUGUGUCCUGUUGAUAAACAGUUCUUGAUGAGAUUGAUCUUGAGCCUUUUGUUUUGUUUUGCUUUGCUUUGAUUUGAGACAGAUCUAUCUAUCUGCCUGCUUGAAUUAAUGGUACCUGCACAGGUUCUGACUAAUUGCAUAAUUAAUCAAGAACGCUUUGAA